This is a messenger RNA of Neomonachus schauinslandi (Hawaiian monk seal), 1887 nucleotides long. RefSeq names its product heparan sulfate 2-O-sulfotransferase 1 (gene HS2ST1). Gene Ontology annotation, cellular component: membrane. NCBI's taxonomy places the organism in Eukaryota, Metazoa, Chordata, Mammalia, Carnivora, Phocidae. Gene Ontology annotation, molecular function: heparan sulfate 2-sulfotransferase activity. Bases 64 to 1137 code for a protein of 357 amino acids. The record is from RefSeq and is a predicted model, not a curated record. The transcript is spliced from 7 exons.
CUAGCUUCCGGGGCCCCGCUCCCCGCCCCCCGCGGUAUGUCUUGAUCCCGAGCAGCGGGUUUCAUGGGGCUCCUUAGGAUUAUGAUGCCGCCCAAGUUGCAGCUGCUGGCGGUGGUGGCCUUCGUAGUGGGGAUGCUCUUCUUGGAGAACCAAAUCCAGAAAUUGGAGGAGUCCCGAUUGAAGCUAGAAAGGGCUAUUGCAAGACAUGAAGUUCGAGAAAUUGAGCAGCGACAUACAAUGGAUGGUCCUCGGCAAGAGGCAGCGCUGGAUGAGGAAGAGGACAUGGUGAUCAUUUAUAACAGAGUCCCCAAAACUGCAAGCACCUCCUUUACCAAUAUUGCCUAUGACCUGUGUGCAAAGAAUAAAUACCAUGUUCUUCACAUCAACACUACCAAAAAUAAUCCAGUGAUGUCACUACAAGACCAGGUACGCUUUGUAAAGAAUAUAACCUCCUGGAAAGAGAUGAAACCAGGGUUUUAUCAUGGACAUGUUUCUUAUUUGGAUUUUGCAAAAUUUGGUGUGAAGAAGAAACCAAUUUACAUUAAUGUCAUAAGGGAUCCUAUCGAGAGGCUAGUAUCUUACUAUUACUUUCUGAGAUUUGGAGAUGAUUAUAGACCAGGGUUAAGAAGACGAAAACAAGGAGACAAAAAGACCUUUGAUGAAUGUGUAGCCGAGGGCGGCUCAGACUGUGCUCCGGAGAAGCUCUGGCUUCAAAUCCCAUUCUUCUGUGGCCACAGCUCCGAAUGCUGGAAUGUGGGAAGCAGGUGGGCUAUGGAUCAAGCCAAGUAUAACCUAAUUAAUGAAUACUUUCUGGUGGGAGUUACUGAAGAGCUUGAAGAUUUUAUCAUGUUGCUGGAAGCGGCUUUGCCCCGGUUCUUCAGGGGCGCUACAGAACUCUACCGAACAGUAGGAAAGAAAUCUCAUCUUAGGAAAACCACGGAGAAGAAACUCCCAACUAAACAAACCAUUGCAAAACUGCAGCAGUCUGACAUUUGGAAAAUGGAGAAUGAGUUCUAUGAAUUUGCUCUGGAGCAGUUCCAGUUCAUCAGAGCCCACGCUGUACGGGAAAAAGACGGAGACCUCUACAUCCUCGCACAAAACUUUUUCUAUGAAAAGAUUUACCCUAAAUCGAACUGAGUACAAGGUGUGACUCUUAGGUUCUUGAACUAAAACUUUGACCCUGUCUUCACCUUCGUUCUCGGCCCCACAAGUCAGGUUGCUGAUUGGUGUGUAAGACCGUGUGUAUUGAGCCAAGUUAGGGAACAGUAACACCGAGGAGGUAGAUGCUGGCUGGUAAGUUUCAGUGGCCUAAGAGGUUUCAGUUUCGGCCUUUUUUUCUUCUUCCUUUUUUUUUCUUUUUUUCUUUUUUCCUGGUUAAAUUUUGGUGGGAGUUAUAAUCUCCUGCUUGGAAAAAGCCUACACAUCACCUAAAAUAAACACAUAGCAGGUCUAAUUGGAGGCUAAAUACAAUUUUAAACACAAGUUCUGAUACUGUCUUUUUGAUAAAGCAUUUUUUUUCCAGCUAACCAUGAGUGAAGAUGAAUCCAUUUGCUACUUCCGCCCUCACCUGGAGGUUUGGGUUAUACACCUCUACUGAAUAGUGUUAUUAACUGUUUGGCAGUGUGUGUUUUGUUUUUGUGAAUCAUGUCUCAUGAAAUUCAUUGGAAUGUUUGAUCCUAUUUGCUAAGAAUGUUUCUGCUGUAGUUGGAAUUGCCCACAUUUAUGUAGGUCGGUUUAAUAUUCUUUAAAAAAGAAAAACUGAUCAUUAGUGUUAAAAACCAAUUUUAAAAGAGUCAAAGCAGUAUUUCUCAUUCCCGUCUCCCCAGUAUCUAAGAUUGGGGAGAUACUUCAAAGAAUGUUGACAUUGUCAGGAGUUUUAAUUAAGGC